Cryptotermes secundus is the source of this 2971-nucleotide messenger RNA. RefSeq names its product neprilysin-1. Gene Ontology annotation, cellular component: plasma membrane. The record is from RefSeq and is a predicted model, not a curated record. NCBI's taxonomy places the organism in Eukaryota, Metazoa, Arthropoda, Insecta, Blattodea, Kalotermitidae. The transcript is spliced from 18 exons. Gene Ontology annotation, biological process: protein processing. Gene Ontology annotation, molecular function: metalloendopeptidase activity. Bases 19 to 2241 code for a protein of 740 amino acids.
GAUUACUGCUGCUGAAACAUGUCCGCGCCUGUUGCUCUGCUCAGGCUAAGUGUGUUGGCAGCACUGACUGGCGCGACGCACGGCGCCGCCGCUGUCACCAAGCUUGACGCCAAAUGUUUGACGCUGCAGUGUCGCCAGGCAGCUUCUGGAGUUCUGAGCGCUUUGGACAAGAAAUCGAAUCCUUGCGACGACUUCUACGAGUUCUCUUGCGGGCAUUUUGGGGACAACCACGCUAUUCCCGAGGGAAAGUUGCUCUGGGACAACUUCCAGAUCCUGCAGGAGGCCAUGGACACUCACUCCAGAGACAUCCUGAACGCGCCUGUGGAGCCCGGCGAAGCGGCCGCCGUCAGCAAAGCUAAGAACAUGUUCGCGGCCUGCAUGGAUACAGACUCCCAGGACAGACGGGGUCUCGACCCAGUGGUGGAGUUGUUGCACCAAUGGGGAGGCUGGCCAGUGCUGAAUUCUGAUUGGACUCCAUUCGACUGGCACAGGAUGGGGGACAUUGUUGCCGAGUUUGCUGUACCUUUCAUAUUCAGCAUAAGUUCCUUGGCUAGCUUGGACAACGCCAAUAGCACAGCGGUGUAUCUGGACGCUCCGUCGCUUGUGCUGCCGUCGCCGCUGUUGUUCAACACGGAGACGCCUGACCUCCUGCAGGCGUUAAAUAGGGCGGAGGGUGGAGUGGAGGAUCUUCCUUUCACAAAGUACCUCGUGAAGAUGGCAACCCUUCUGCGCGAUCAUUUGCACACGAACGUGUCAGACGAGACCGUCCGGAAGGACAUGGCGGAUGUUGUGCUCUACAUGCAGAGACUCUCCAAGGCGACUCAAGUCUUGAAAAUGGAUAACACUCCCAUCGGUCAAAGAGGAAUGGCCUGGACAAUUGGACAGCUGGACCAGUGGACAAAGGAGACACUGGACAACACCACAAUGGACUGGGUGCAGUUUCUGCAGAGAGCAUUCAGCAAGUCUGGUGUGACGGUACGGGCGGACCAUCCUGUCAUCUUCCUGGGAGGAGAGAAAGCGCUUGCCGGUAUCAUCAGCUUCAUAGAGGGCUCUGAUCCACGCGUGCUGGCUAACUACGUCAUGAGCCGGUUGUUGGUGUUUCUGACACCAGAGAGCAGCAGAGAGAUGCGUGAUGCGGCUUUCGAAUUUUACGUGCAACAAGGGUAUAUCACUACAGAUUAUCCUAGGUGGCUGUACUGUGUACACAAAGUUCAAGAUUACCCCAGCGUGGGCUUCAGUCAUGCCGUGGCCUACUAUUACAAGACCAAUAUGGUGGACACGCAGACACUUGAAGAAGCAGCUGAAAUGGUGUCCGACUUGAGGGCCGCGUUCCAUGACCUGCUCGCGGAGAACAAUUGGAUGGAUGACGAAACAAGGCACGCAGCAGUCCAAAAGGCGGACGCCAUGUUAGUGCUGAUGGGGUUCCCCAGCUGGUGCGAUUCUAGCGCUGAGCUCGACGAGUUUUACAACAAUAUAGAAGUGAGUCGUGGUGAUCAUUUCGGCAACGUGGCACGCCUUCGAUCCUUCGUGCAAGCUACAAACUUGGCAACACUGGGCAAGGACAGGGAUCGUAACGAGUGGACACAGUCGCCCUUAGUGGUCAAUGCCUUCUACAACAGCCUGAACAACCGCAUAACGUUUCCUGUUGGAAUGAUGGAUGUACCAUUUUUCUACGGGAACCACUACAUAACGUUGCUGGAUUAUGCCAGGAUCGGCGCCAUAGUUGGCCAUGAGAUCACACACGGGUUCGACAGUGUUGGCCGACAGUAUGACCAGUUCGGGUCCGCAUUUGACUGGUGGAGUGCUGGGACGAACGCCAAGUUCGAGGAGCGUGCGCAGUGCUUCGUGAAGCAAUACAGCAGCUACAGGGUGUCCGAGCUAAACAAGACGGUGGACGGACAGAGGACACUGAGAGAGAACAUCGCAGACAAUGGAGGUAUUAGAGAGGCAUACCGGGCCUUUACGAGGCUGAAGACGAGGCGAGGAAUGGAGGCCUUUUCGCCUAGACUACCUGGGCUGGAGCAGUACUCGCCGGACCAGUUGUUCUUCAUCGGUUAUGCAUCGAUGUGGUGCCGAGCGGAGACUCUGGCCGGACUGGACGUCAUGCUACAGAAAGACAGCCAUAGUCCUAACCGGUUCCGGGUGAUUGGUUCACUCUCCAACAUGGCGGAGUUCAGCGAGGCUUUCGGGUGUCCACUGGGCUCCAGGAUGAAUCCCGUGAAUAAAUGUGUUCUCUGGUGAUUUUGCACAUGUUCGAGUUAGAUGAUAUAUCGACUCUGCUACUGUCAUUAUGCAAUGAAUUUCUGAAAGUAUUCACCAACAUUUACAAGUCUUCUUCCGUAGAAAAUUUCAGAGGGGAAUAUCACGUAAAUCUGGUUAUAAUGCAAUAUGUUUCUGAACAUGCUCCACAACAAUCCAAACCGAGGUGUUCUGUUUAAGUGGCUCUUAAUAAUACGUAACUACUCUAGACCCUCAUGCAGCCUAAUUUGUAGGGGUCUAAUUAUUCAAAGACAAAGUUACUCUUACUGAAUAAAUGAACUGCACAAAAUACGAUGUCUAUCUUUUCCACAGUUGGAAAUUGUGUGCUGACAAUUUUGAUCUAACGUUAACUCGUUGAACUGAAGCAGAUCUGACGGUUCGUUGCUUCCUUAAUUGACUGUCAUAACUUGACAGGGCAUUUAAUAUAAAUAUAUAAUUGAGUCACGCCGGACGAAGGGUUAGGCUGAUUAGUUUUGCGCCAGAAGGAAAGUAUUAAAGUCCUUGCAGUCACCCGAAAGAAGAGCGUAAAGCAAACAGAGAAACUGUGGCCGGUAAGACCGCUUGUUGCCAAUGUCUCCAGGCACUACAGCCUUGCCAAUAUUGCCUGUUACUUACACCUUGCACUCUCUUCACACUGGCACCGAGGCUGCGCCAUAGCUGGCUUCCCACCGCGGGUCUGGUCAAGUGUUUGUGGUGGACAAAUUGGUGCUGG